CUUCCCUCGUCUCCUCCGCACCGCACUGUGCCCCUUUCUUCCCCAAAUCCGAUCCGCGCUAAUUAAACCCCUACAGUAGCUGAAGCCCAGCAUCCCUUCCCUUCCGCACCAUGUCCCCCGCCGCCGCAUGCCGCGGCAACCCGCCGUCGCGGUCCGCCAUCGUGGCCGACACGGCCACCGGGUACCACCUCCUCAGCAUCCACGGCUACUCGCGCACCAAGGGCACCCCCACCGGCUCGCCCCUCAAAUCCACCCGCUUCACCGUCGCCGGCCACCGCUGGCGCAUCCACUACUACCCCAACGCUGACCGCGCCGACUCAGCCGAUUACAUAUCGAUGUACCUCUUUCUAGACGAGAAGAGCAACGCCACCAGGAGCGUGAAGGCGCUGUUUCAGAUUCGCUUCGCCGAUCAGGUGAAGGCGCAGCCUUCACUGGCGCUCCAUGCCGUAAGAACUUUUGGUGAUGGUUCUUGGUCCUGGGGCUAUGCGAAGUUCGUCAGGAGGGAGGUUCUCGAGAAGUCCAAGGAUCUCCGAGACGACUCUUUCACCAUCCGGUGCGACAUUGUCGUCGUCCGCGAGUUCGUCGCGGAGGAGGCGACCGAGAUACUCCCCGCUGGAUCCUUUGUAUCCGUGCCCCCGUCCGAGAUGAACCGGCAUUUCGGUGACCUGCUGGAGACCGAGAAGGGCGCCGACGUGGUGUUCGAGGUCGCCGGCGAGAGCUUCGCCGCGCACCGGUGCGUGCUCGCGGCGCGGUCGCCGGUGUUCGGAGCCGAGCUCUACGGCCUGAUGAAGGAGGGCGACACUGCUGGAGUCGUACGCAUCGAAGACAUGGAGGCGCAGGUGUUCAAGAUGCUGCUCCGCUUCGUGUACACUGACUCUUUGCCGGAGAUGGAGGCGGAGGAAGACGUCAUGUGCCAGCAUCUGAUCGUCGCGGCGGAUCGGUACGACCUACAAAGGCUCAAGCUGAUCUGCGAGGAGAAGCUGUGCAAGUACAUUGGCGUAUGCACGGUGUCAAACAUCCUGGCACUAGCUGAUCAGCACCAUUGCGACGGGCUGAAGAAGGCGUGCUUCAGUUUUCUUGGCUCACCGGCAAACCUCAGUGCUUUCGUCGCCGACGAUGGCUUGGACCAUCUGAGCAGGAGCUGCCCCUCUCUUAUGAAAGAACUGGUUGUUGAGCUGGCACUUCCGCCGAGUCAUGCUUAGUGUUCUUGUGUUCUAGAAAUGGCCAAUGGUAGUUUUUGGUUAAUGAAUCUGACUGUUUGUCAUCAGGCAGUUCGCUUCUCUUCUUUUAUGCAGGCAUGCAGCUGAACUCCCUGUGUUUAGGCCUUUUAUCAUGUAUAUAUGAAAUUAUGACUAAA
Messenger RNA from Oryza sativa Japonica Group (Japanese rice), 1357 nucleotides. RefSeq names its product BTB/POZ and MATH domain-containing protein 1-like. The record is from RefSeq and is a predicted model, not a curated record. Gene Ontology annotation, molecular function: protein binding. Gene Ontology annotation, biological process: protein ubiquitination. Lineage: Eukaryota; Viridiplantae; Streptophyta; Magnoliopsida; Poales; Poaceae.